This is a messenger RNA of Lolium rigidum, 2100 nucleotides long. Its product is annotated as probable L-type lectin-domain containing receptor kinase S.5. The transcript is spliced from 2 exons. The coding region runs from base 1 to 2100 and encodes 699 amino acids. Lineage: Eukaryota; Viridiplantae; Streptophyta; Magnoliopsida; Poales; Poaceae. Gene Ontology annotation, cellular component: plasma membrane. The record is from RefSeq and is a predicted model, not a curated record. Gene Ontology annotation, molecular function: protein kinase activity; carbohydrate binding; ATP binding. Gene Ontology annotation, biological process: protein phosphorylation.
AUGGCGUUGCUUUGCUCUACUACAUCCUGCAGCUCCGGUCGGUCCCGCCAGUUGCUGGCUGCAGCGGCCUCACCUUCCUGUAGCUGCUGUGACCAGAUGAAGAGGGACGACGUCAUCUCCUACAGUUUCCCCUCCUUCGAUAGAAGUGCCGGAGCUGCCUUAGCGGUGCUCAAGGAUGCGAGUAUCAAUGGGGGAGUCCUCCAGCUGACUCCUGACACUAUCAACAAUGUUGCCUAUCUAAUCAACAAGUCCGGAUCCGUCCUCCUCCCGGAUCCCGUCACGCUGUGGCGCGUCGACUCCCACGGGGUGAGGCACGAAGCCUCCUUCAACACCACCUUUGACAUGAUCAUCUACAGAGAACCGUGGGAGGAACAACACGGCGAAGGCCUUACGUUCGUCAUCGCCUCCUCCCUCAACGGCCCUCCGCAAGGCAGCCAUGGUGGGUUCCUCGGCCUCACAAACACCAUCUCCAAGUCCAACUCCAGCAGCUUCGUGGCCGUCGAGUUCGACACGGCCAAGCAGUCGUACGAUCCCGACGACAACCACGUCGGUCUCAACAUCGGUAGCGUCGACUCCGCCUACUUCACGCAGCUCUCCUCGGUCGUCCCGCCGGGCAACUUUACAAUCGCACCAACCAUACCGACGAACUAUACUGUGUGGAUCGAGUACAACGGCGUGGGACACCACAUAUGGGUAUACAUGGCUCUCCAGGGCCAGGAGAAACCAGGGAGCGCCGUCCUUGACGCGCCGCUCAACUUGAGCAGCCAUCUCCCACAGAGAGCCUACAUUGGUUUCUCGGGAGCGACGGGACUGGCCUACGAGCUGCACGUUAUCCUCAGCUGGAGCUUGACGCUUGACAAGCUCCCCAGUGACGACGGCGAGAAAUGGAAGGUGAUACUUCCAGCAGUCCUUGGGACAGUAGCUGCAACUGCCGCCAUGAUCGCCGCCACGGCCUUCUACUUCAGCACGAGGUAUAAGGCGCUCAAGGUGGAGCUGAAGCUGUCCGAGGCUCUCCGGCGGCUUCCUGGGACGCCCAGGGAGUUCAAGUACGUCACCAUCAGGAAGGCCACCGACAACUUUGACGAGGCAAGGAAGCUAGGCAAAGGAGGCUUUGGCGCUGUGUACAAGGGAACACUGCGAUCAGGGUCAGGGACGACCAGGUCACGCGUCGAUGUCGCUGUGAAGAAGUUUACGCGUAAUGAAGACCGCUGCUACGACGACUUCCUCGCAGAGGUCGAUGUCAUCAACCGCCUGCGUCACAGAAAUAUCGUGCCGCUCAUUGGUUGGUGUUAUCAGAAAGGUGAGCUCCUUCUCAUCUACGAGUACAUGCCGAAUGGCAGCCUGGAUCAGCACCUGUUCCGCACGCGCGAAAAUCCACAACAGCCUGCUACCCUCCUAGGAUGGAACACCCGCUACGACAUUGUCAUGGAUGUCACCGCAGGGCUCCACUACGUCCACCACGAGCACGAGCACAUGGUGCUCCACCGCGACGUCAAGGCCAGCAACAUCAUGCUCGACUCCUCCUUCCGUGGUCGCCUCGGCGACUUCGGCCUCGCCCGCAUCGUCACCUGCCCGGACAAGAACUCCUACACGGACAUCGGCGUCGCGGGGACCUGGGGCUUCAUCGCGCCGGAGUACUCGAUGAACCACAAGGCUACACGCAAGACCGACGUCUACGCGCUCGGGGUGCUGAUCCUGGAGGUCGUCACCGGCGAGCGGGCGCUCGGCGGCUCCAACGAGUCCUUCCAGCUGCUCACCGACUGGGUCUGGACGGCUCACCGGGAGGGACGACUGCUUGAGGCGGUGGACGACGACGUCGUGGCUGGAGAAUUCGACGAGGACGACGCUAGUCGCUUGCUGCUUCUCGGGUUGGCGUGCACCAACCCCAACCCGUCGGACCGCCCGAGCAUGGCGGAGGUGGUGCAGAUCGUUGCCAAGUCUGCGACGCCGCCGGACGUGCCGCUGGUGAAACCCACCUUCGUAUGGCCUCCGGAAGGCGGCUGGAUCCCCUUGGAAUCUGACGACACAGCGGCGAUCAUGAACAUCAAAUGGGAGGAGAACGAGUCGUUGAGCAGCGAUGAUGCCCUGGAGAUGACCUAG